This is a messenger RNA of Symbiodinium sp. CCMP2456, 1038 nucleotides long. The record is from the annotation of a GenBank genome assembly. Lineage: Eukaryota; Dinophyceae; Suessiales; Symbiodiniaceae.
AUGGAGCCUGGGGUUGCGGCUGUUAUGCGUGGCAAGAACAUUCUUUUGCUUGAGAGAAUUGCUGCAUCGUUUGGUUGGCCGGACGAUCUUGUUUUCGAGCAUCUCAAAGGUGGAUUUCCCUUGGUGGGGGAAUCUAAACCCUCCGGGAUCUUCGAUGUGGACAGAAAGCCGGCGUCGUUGACUAGAGACGAACUACUCCAACACUCCAAGUUUCUUCGUCCGGCACUUUGGGCCAAGGUCGCGAAUUCAAAACUUGAUGAUGCUGCUUCUCAUGUCUGGGAGGCAACUCAGAUGGAGCUUGUCGAAAAAGGGUGGCUCACGGGGCCUUACUCGUGGGACGGCCUUCAAGAACGUUUUCCUGAUGGUUGGCUUCCGGUGCGCCGCUUUGGGCUGGCCCAGAAAGACAAAACGCGAUCGAUUGACGAUCUGGCCGAAAAUUCGGUCAACAGGGCUUACGCGGUAUCGGAUAAGAUUUCCUUGCGUGCUCUUGAUGAGUUGGUUUGGACAGCUCUCACCUUGUUUAAGAUUUUCUUGUCCAAGGGUGAAGUUGCUAUCCCGUUGUCAGACGGUCGCUUGCUUCGGUUUCCAGUCCACUCCUUCUGGAGGACGUUGAAGCCCGAGGGUUUGCAGCCGAGUGUAAAAACGGUUGAUUUAAAGAGUGCUUACAAGCAGCUGGCAGUUUUGCCAGCCGACCGCUGCCUCAGUGUUGUUACGAUUAAAGACCCGGUGUCGGGCGCGGCUCUCGGUUAUGAGAGCUGGACAUUGUUGUUCGGCGCGACUUCGUCGGUUGUGUCAUUUAACCGCGUGGCCAGGCUGUUGCAAAGGGUCUUGAUUGAGUUGCAGGUCAUGGCCAGCAACUACUUUGAUGACUACCCUGUCCUUGAGCUGCUGCCGUUGUGUGGCAAUACUCAGUCCACGAUUCGUGCCAUCCUGGACAUGCUUGGCUUUGUGUGGGCGGAGGAUAAAGACCAGGCGGAAGCCAUUGCGUCGGCUGUGGAUUCCGUUCUUGCGGAUGGAGUCAUGGCGAGCUUUGACUAA